Lotus japonicus is the source of this 3644-nucleotide messenger RNA. RefSeq lists its product as uncharacterized. The record is from RefSeq and is a predicted model, not a curated record. Lineage: Eukaryota; Viridiplantae; Streptophyta; Magnoliopsida; Fabales; Fabaceae. Bases 376 to 3330 code for a protein of 984 amino acids. Gene Ontology annotation, biological process: regulatory ncRNA-mediated gene silencing. The transcript is spliced from 3 exons.
AUGCUGUAGCAUUUAUCGAGGUAAGACUUGAUCAAAUUCAGCAGUUGACUACAUUGCAUAAACGAGAAGAAGCUCAUGAAUCCACAAAAAAAUCCAACCUUUGAGUUCUAGUUGCAGAAAUAUUCAUCGCGAUGAUUCAUCUUCCCUCUGCAUCGAUUCAUCUCCAAAAGGUUUGAAUUUGAUGAAAAAACAACAUUAAAUCUCAUCUCAUUCAUCAAUCGCUUUCUUCAAUUUUAGCUUGAUCUCUCUCAAUUUGCAAUCCCUCUUUCUAGGGUUAGGGUUUGAGAAUCGGUAGGGUUUUCUCGCUUUUCCAGGAUCUCUCUUCGAAUUCCCAAAAUUCGACCAAAAGGGUAUCUAGGGUUUAGUCAAUUAACCAUGCAAUACAGGCGGCGCGAUGAAGAGCACGCUGCACUGUCUCCGUCUCCCAAGUUGCGUGCUAAGCACCGACUCGGACCGGUCGGAGGAGCGAGUCACGACCCGCUUCGGAGGAGGCUGGAUCGAUCUGCGGUGCAGCAGAGGAACGUGAGCCCGAUGGAUAGGGUGAGGAGGGGUGGUGGUGGUAAUGGGUUUGAAGGAAGGGAUGGUGAUUGGCAUUUGGGUGCUCGAAGGAGCGGUAGGGUCCGAUCCCGGUCGCCUCCUGCUGAACAAGUGAGGCAAAGGUCACAUUAUGAUGAUGGGGUUGGCCAUAGAAGUUCAUCUCCACUACCGCCACCGGUACCACCGCCGCCUAUGGAGAUGAGAACAAGAUAUGAGUUACCAAAAAACAUGGAUUACGGUGUCGAUGAUGAUGAAAACUUGGAUGCGAAAUGUGUUUACCUCAACAGAGAGGACUUGAUUGAAAGCAGAAAUGGACAAGGUAUUGUGGAUCCAAAGUUUGUGCCGCGUGAAAAUGAAAGAGGAGGAGGUUCAUAUAGGUUAAUUCCAGAUAUGGGUGUAAGUGUAGCACCACAAUAUGAAGAAGCUAGUGGGCCCUUGCCUCCGCAGCCAUCAAGGGGUGUGGCAGUGGGGAGAUUUGAGCAUGAAAGACUACAUCACCGAGAAUCUCUACCUAUGGAUAAGAUACCUGUCACUGAAUCCCACAGUGGGGCAGAUAAAAGUGUAUUUCAUGGAAGGAAUGUUCCGUAUUCUGGCGUUUCUCCCUCUUAUACAAAGGAUUUUGCAGGCACUUCACACUCUAGGGGUUAUGGGAGCUCCUCCGCAGAAAUGUCGAGGAGUGAUUUUCUGUGCAUGAGAGAUGAUGGCGUCUGUUUACCUGCAUCUUAUGACAUCUCAAGGAGCCGUGGAAAACUCGCAGAAGGGGUAGAUUUUAGUUCACAUGGUCAAAGGCCACUUAUAGACACUACAAGAGGUCCUGAAAUUGGGCAAAGGAAUAUGAUAUGUCACCAACAUUGUGAGUUUAGUCCUCCCAGGAGUGAGCAUUUGGAUUACUUUAAUUCCAAAUUACCGGUAGGAGCAGCGCAGGAUGAUCAUAUAUAUCAGUAUGGUGAUUUACCUAGAAGGAUAGCUCCUCAUAGUCGAUUGGACUAUGAGCAAGCUGUAAUGGAAUAUGAUGAAAGAGAGUUGUCCAGACCUUACAUCUCACAUCCUGAUUUAAAUAGAUCUGGUAGGAGUGAAGGUUCUUAUGGCGAUCCAAGAAGGGUUAUUAUACAUGACCGCCCUUCAUUUCAGGAACCGAAAUAUUUUGACCAUCAUGAUAUGAGAAGAACAUCAAUUCCUUCGAUGCAAGAUGAGGCCUAUUUACGUUCAGGAUAUAAUUAUCAUGAAAGUGGGAAAAUAAUACCGCAAGAUUAUGAAGAUUCAUAUCUUGGUCCACCAGAGGCUGAUCGCCAAUCAAUGUUAAGAACAGAAUAUGAAUAUCAAAGAGAUAGAGGUCUAGGGGUUCAGCAAGAAAGGUUUGAAAGUUCACCUUUGUCUAUACAUGAAUCAGAAACUACUUACAGACAAUCUACCAGAAUGCAGGAAAUGGAACAGGAUCAUGGUAUUCAUGACCAUUCAAAUAGACCUAUGAAAAGAAAAUACAACACCCAUGAUAAAAAGGAUGUGCAUGCUUUGAGAGCAAUGAGAUCAAGUAAAUGGGACGCAACUGAAGAAUUUCAAGAUUUAUAUGAAAGUGGAGAGUGGAUAGAUGAUGAAGAUAUGAAUGUGUUGUAUUCAUCUGAUAAUGUUGGGUUCAACCAUAAGGUGUACAGGAAAGAUAAGAAUGAAUUCAAUGAGUUUGGGAAUGAAGGAAAUUUUCCUUCUGAUGAGUGGACAUUACCUCCAGAUCGUACAGGACAUGGACACAGACAUCCAUUUCAAUAUCAGAAGUAUUCUGGUCAAAAUGUAAAGCAUCAUUCAAAGUUUGGUUCUUCAAACUGGUAUAAGUUUCAGCAUUUUUCUAAAAGAAAUGCAAUUCAGAAACAGCAUAAAGGUUGGAAAAAGUAUCAUGGUCAUGAUGAGAUUAAGCAUACAACUAAUGAUGAGUCAUAUGAAGAGGACUGGGAAAAUGCUGCAGAACCUGAGCCAACUGAGGGCUCUGAGGAGUUUGAACAAAUGGUACAUGAAAAUUUCUUAUUGUACUCCAAGAAGUUGAAUCUGAACCUAUCUGUCCAAAAAAGGUACAAAGACCAAGGAAAAGCUGGUACUUUGUUCUGCGUCGUAUGUGGUAAAAGCUCCUCAAAGGAAUUCAUGGACACUCAGCGCUUAGUUACUCAUGCUUUUAUGUCCCAUAAGACUGGGCUGAGAGCAAAACAUUUGGCUCUUCAUAAAGCAAUAUGUGUUAUGAUGGGAUGGGAUACUGUUGUUCCUCAAGAUACAGUAACCUGGGUUCCCCAGGUCCUGCCCCAUGCCGAAGCUCUGGCUCAAAAGGAGGAUUUGAUUCUUUGGCCUCCUAUAGCUAUCAUCCAUAACAUAUCGAUGUAUGAUGACAAUCCACAAAACUGGAAGGUUGUAAGCAUGGAAACUAUUGAAGCAUUUCUAAGAGGCAAAGGUUUUGUGACUGGAAGAGUCAAAUUAUGCUUAGGGAAGCCUGCAGACCAAAGUGUUAUUUUGGUGAAGUUCUUGGGCACAUUUGGUGGGCUGGGAGAUGCAGAGAGGCUUCAUAAAUACCUUUCUGAAAAUAACCGGGGGAGAGCUGAAUAUGAGAAGGUAAAAUCUGGAAGUAUCAAAAGCUCUAACAUAGGAGAGACAGAUCAGGGAGAGCAAGUGGAGAGUAUUCUGUAUGGUUAUGUGGGAGUUGCAGAUGACUUGGACAAACUAGAUUUCAAUAGUAAGAGUUGGAGUUUGGUAAAGAGCAGGAAGGAGAUUGACGACCUGGAAAAGGCUCCUGUUAAAACCGAUAAGAGCCGUUAGUUUCAAAAUGGUGAAAGACCCUUUUAGAAAUUUCAUGCUCCUCUGAUGCAAGAGUUAAGUAUGGUCAUUACAUAACUUGUCUGUCCCUGUGACUAUGUUAUCAGAUCAUGUAUAUGGGACAGGAACUAGAACUCAAUCUUUAGUCCUACUGUAAGAAAUCUUUUCAGUUUCUGAAUGUUUUUAACUGAAUCUGACUUAAUGCUGAUUCAGAAUCCUGUGUUAUUGUAUCGAGCACUAUGGCCCUGUGUUAAAUGUUCCUAAUGAAUAUUCCCUUCUAUCAUUAAGGUUCAAUCAUAGUUCUCUUAUUCCAACAA